AUGGCGAGGUCUACCUUUAAUGCAGUGUUUGCCCGGCGUGUUACCGCCGAGUAUCGGGAUUUCCGGACACCGGUGACGCUUGAUGAGUGGGAUGAUGAGGAUGUGCAGAAGCAGUGGCCGCCCGACAGAGAAGACGACUUCUUCAAGCGUGUUAACAACGAGAUUUGGCCGUUGGACAAAGAUGAUGAGUUCUGGACGCGUCCUGAAGCGAUCGAGUUUGACCCAUGGGAGCCCGUUCCAACUCCAAGUCAGAAGGCAAAGGAGCAAACGGCCUGGGCCCCAGUCGUCGACUUCAUUGCUAGUUUGGUCGAACUUGAUGACGUGGAUUUCGAGGGUAAAAGCCAGAUACCAACAACCGUCCUUCGCGUCCUAAAUGAGAAGGAUGGCGGACCUGUUCGCCUGCAUAUAUACGGCUUCAGUCUCCGUAGUCUAUACCAGGCCGAAUCGAACUACCACGAUAUUGACGAGGAUGAGUUUUACCUGGCCACUUCACCAUGUCUUUCGAGUAUUCGUCUUCUAGUACCGACCCACCCUGAUCGGGCCCACGGGGUUGAUGACGGAAAUAGGGUCUGUUUCAACGAGGAUGCUGUAGCCCGUAUGAUAGAGGGACUGGCGCCAAACUUGAAAUUCGUUUCGUUCAACGAAACCUACUCGCGGAGGCGGGCCAGACACGACUAUAUAUGGCCCGGGUUCUUUCCCAGCCGACCCCAGGACACUAGCAAGAGGGGAAAGGGUUCUCUCGAGACUCUAGCGCUAGAAUCCGGCAUAUCCACCGACCCGGAUAGUAUGCGGGCCUGGAACGACCGCACUUCCCUCAACUUUCUACGCUCUCUUCACCUACGUACAUGGGACAUUGAUGUACCCACGUUAGCUGUUCUUUCCGAAAUCGCCGAGGCUCAAGGUCUCUGUUCCCUCCGCAGUCUUUCUCUAUGGAUCGGAGGCUGGCCCAGUGAGGAGAGCGAAGACAGGAUAAGCGAAUAUAGAGACACCGAGAUCUCUAGGUUUCUGAAGGCACUACGACACCUCCAAUCCCUCGAACUCAAAGGCCCUUUUGCUGAUAAGACAUUUGAUACCAUACUCCACACUCACAGGCGUUCUCUACGGAAACUUAGGCUUAUACCGGAGCGGGACCCAGAUGUGCAGAUGGAGCCGUUUGUCCUCACGCGAGAUCGGGUGGAGGCGUUAGUCCGAUCAUGUAACCAGAUCCAAGACCUUGAACUCCGUAUCCCACGGUCUCAAGGCGAUGAGGAUGAAGUCCGGAUCUACCACGCCCUUUCUGAGCUGCCUCUGCUCGACAGGCUGAGUUUGUUACUUGACUGUUCCAACCUGCGAGCGGCUGAGGAAGAGUCAGACAACACUUCAGGCAUCGCCGACUCGUUCAUCCGCGAAGCUCUCAUUAAUCUCAACACGUCGGACCGUGCACUGGCUGUAGACAUAUUCGAUGCCCUUUCCCUACGCAACUCACCGCGUCUCAUCAGGCUCUAUCCUGACGAAGUAGGGAAUUUCGGUACUGACGUGCGGGAAUGGUCUAUGAUCUUUAUUAGAAACGUCCUGUCACGUGCUUGGAUACGAGAACGGGAUGAUAUGCUUAGCCACGAGGGCGGAUUCCGCAUCACGGAGAUUGAGGCUAAAAAUCGGCAGAACAGUUACGAUAGUAAUGUUUACUUCACCGCUAUCGAUAUCGACGCGAAGACGUACAAAAUCCAGUUAAUUAACUACCCGGCUCUGACCACAUAG
Molecule: messenger RNA, 1737 nt
Organism: Parascedosporium putredinis
Lineage: Eukaryota; Fungi; Ascomycota; Sordariomycetes; Microascales; Microascaceae
Source: the annotation of a GenBank genome assembly